Messenger RNA from Lactuca virosa, 899 nucleotides. NCBI's taxonomy places the organism in Eukaryota, Viridiplantae, Streptophyta, Magnoliopsida, Asterales, Asteraceae. The record is from the annotation of a GenBank genome assembly.
GUUUUAUUUCAACAAAACACAAACAUUUGGUCCGACAUUACGAGUCUAGCAAUACGCCCCCAACCUCCAAUCCUCCUCCGGCGAACGGUGGCCAUCAGCAGUAUAUCCGACGGUACAUCUAACGCUUCAUACGGCGUUUCAAACAGAUUUUGUAUUGCUACAAAUUACAUAUACUCGCUGUUAAUCUGGAAACGACCUCAAUGCGGAAUUUAUAUCCGGAAAAAUAGACUAUUUUGAGUAAGAAAAGAGGGAAAAUUACAGUAGAUAUUGAUUUGAAUCAAGAGGAUGGGGUCUGGUGAAGCUUUAAAAGUUGCAAAGGUUUAUAGAGAGCUAAUGAAAGCAGUGAAGAAACACAUUGGGAAGGAAGAACACAAAACCCAUUUCAGAGACUUCAUAAAGUCGGAAUUCAAGAAAAACGGAGAUGGGUUAGAGACAUCAUUCAUCCAGCAAAAAAUCAAACUUGCCCAUGAUUAUACUUUCCUUAUAAACAGUGUCCAUCAUCACCAGGAGUUGCUAUUUUCAUACAACAUUGCUGUUGAUAGAACAGAUGAAAUGAAGAGAAUACUUGGAAAAUCUGCUGCAAGUGUGGGUCUUCAGCUUCCUGAUGUUUAUCAACCUUGAAAUUUGGAAAGCAUGAAUGAUAAUUGAUAAAGCUCAUAAAUUUACUUCAUGAAUAAAUUUGGGUUUUUAAUUGGCAAGAUUAUAGACUAAAUUGGCUCGUUUUCUUUCUGAAUCUGGUUUAAGAGUUUGAGAUGUCUUGGACACUUUACAGUUUUGGCCUUCGUUGUCUGUUUCUAAUUUGCUGGAAAUUUUCUAAAAUGGUCAUUUUGUGUUGGGAAAUUGAUUACUUGGGACUUUACAUAUUAAUGUUUAAAAAAGCAUUACAUUUUUUUUCUUUA